UGGAAGAACCAGAAGGUCGUCGCAUGCCUUGACGUUGUGAACACACUCACAUCAUUCAUUGGGUCGUCGUCGUCUUCUUCUUAUUCUUAUCGUACUCCCCAAACCCUCCAACACCACCGACGACAACCUCUCGAAUCUCAAAAGUCUCCCGUUUAGUCAUCUUCUUAUAACAUGAUUGUGUCUUAAACUCGAAGGAUUAUUGUUUUUUCCAACUACUUUUUUUUGUUUUUUUUUUCAAAAAAUUCAACAUGUUUGAAUUUUAAUUCUCAAGGAAAUUCAGAUCAAAGCGAGCGAGAAACGACGCAGCUGCUUCCUCUUCCACAUAUGUAAAAAAAAAGAAAAUACCUGAGAUUCUGAUACUUCAAGACGACGGCUUUUAGCUUAAGCUUCUUCUGCAAGUGCUUUUCUCGAAAGCCCAAAUGCCUUCUUCUUCGUUUCCUCUUCACAAACCCUGCAAAACUACAACCUCCUCCUCCCCUGGUUGUUCUUCUUCUGCUACUUCCUCCGUUCCUGCUCUGAAACAGGACAGUGGUGGGGGCAGCUCCGACCAGAGCCCGCGGCGGCUCACCCGGCAGAGGAAGCUCCGCCACCUCAACAGCCAGGACCUGGGUUCUACCGUCCCUGAAAAAUCUUACUCCUCGCCUACUUCUCCGGAAUAUUCGACCCAGAAGUCAAGAUCGCCGGGUCGCGGGUCCAAGUCAAUCCACUGGUCUUCUGCGCCUGCUGCUCCGCAGCCCUUGCCCCUCCCUGAAUCGCACGUGACCCGGAAACCCGAAUUUGCUAAAGAUGGGUACUUUGGCUGCAGGAAGGUCAAAGGUCACACAACCUCAGGAUCUGCAGCGCCGAGUUCUUAUUCGAGUCAAGUUGCCACAACCUCAGGAGGAUCAGCAGCACCAGCUAGUGCCUAUUCGAACAAUCGUCGAGGGGCACUCUCCCAAGAUGCUAACAGUGGUGGUUUCUUUAAUAACUUUGGUCUGAAUAUUCUUUCUAGGAAAGCUCUGGCGAAUGGUGUAUCAAGCCAUCCGUUUAGCCCCCAAAGAUCGAAAACGGUCGAUAGUUAUCCGAUACUUGUUGCCCCCACUUCACCCGUUAAUUGUUCAAGCAACUGCCAUAGGGGAACGCCGCACGAAUAUGAAACUUGCAACACCAGCAGGAGUGCUCCAACAAGUCCUGCAGUUAGUCCCAGGAGAUCAACUCCCACGGGGGACUUUUUUACUUCUUUUGGGGCUCCCCACGAACAAAAUCAGGACGCCUUUCCUCCAAAAUUAUCCCCAAAUAGACCUGCUCAUAGCCCCAGCCAUUCUCCUACAUCUCGAAGUCCACGCUUCAACCAGAAAAUUUCAAAUGGAAAUGCAUUUCCUUUGCAUUCUUUAGAGAGGGCUGAAAGUAUUAGCCAAGUCAGUGCACACCCCUUGCCUCUGCCACCACAGCAAUCUGUCAUGCAGUACAAUGCAGAAGCUCUAUCCACAUCAUCAAUGAAAGGUCAAUGGCAGAAGGGAAAACUUAUUGGGCGCGGCACCUUUGGUAGUGUUUAUCUCGCAACCAACCGUGAAACCGGGGCCUUAUGUGCAAUGAAGGAAGUUGAUCUCAUCCCUGAUGAUCCUAAAGCUGCUGAAUGUAUAAGGCAAUUGGAGCAGGAAAUCAAAGUCCUCCGCACCCUAAAGCAUCCAAAUAUUGUGCAGUAUUAUGGUAGUGAGAUGACCGAUGAUCACUUCUACAUAUAUUUGGAAUAUGUUCAUCCUGGAUCGAUUAAUAAAUAUGUCCAAGACCAUAUUGGAGUUAUGACAGAAUCUGUAGUUCGCAAUUUUACUCGCCAUAUCCUCUCUGGGUUGGCUUUUUUGCACAACACGAAGACAGUUCACAGGGAUAUAAAGGGUGCAAAUUUGCUUGUUGAUGCGUCAGGCGUUGUUAAACUUGCCGAUUUUGGGAUGGCAAAACUUCUCAAUGGGCAAUCGUACAAUCUUUCUUUGAAGGGCAGUCCAUACUGGAUGGCUCCUGAGGUCAUAAGGGCUGCAAUGCACAACAAUGCUGAUCCUGAUCUUGCUUUGGCUGUUGAUAUAUGGAGCUUGGGUUGUACCGUCAUUGAGAUGUUCAAUGGAAAACCUCCAUGGAGUGACUUUACAGGACCUCAAGCUAUGUUCAAGGUUCUAAACACCAUCCCGGAUAUACCAGAAACAUUGUCUGCAGAGGGAAAGGACUUCCUCCAAUGGUGCUUCCGUAGGAACCCUAUGGAGAGACUAUCAGCUAGUGACCUACUUGAGCAUCCGUUUGUACGAUAUUCACCCGUCAGACCUUUUCAAUCAUAAACCUAAUAGAUAAAUUGCAUAUAUCGAUCCCUCCACACGCUUCUAAUUGAGAGAGGUGGCUUUGCAUCAUUCUUCAUCCUAAACCUCUGAAAUCGGAUGAAAUGGAACCAAAUUUUAUCAAAUUUUAUCUCACGUUCCAUUUGGAAGAAGCCCUUUUCUUCGGGAAUGCCAAUGCGCAGCUCCAGUAGAGAUUUUCCAUUGCUUGGUGUGCCUCUGAUGAAGUUGCAUAAGCUUCACCGGUGAAUCAACUGAGCGGGAUUUGGAAGCUGGUGUCGAGUUGAGGACUUGGAGCUAACACGGCGGGUUCAUAGUCGGGGAGAGGAUCGAUUUUUCCGUGGAGUUAAGAUUAUUAGUAGGGAAAUGCAGAUAGAGACUGUAUACUCACUCACUUAUAACAGGUGAUGGGAGUUGGUCAAUCAUUAAUUUGUAAAUACCAAUUUAUGUGUAUUCUAAAUAAAAACUUCAAAACUUUGUUUCCCAUGUUUGUGAGGAUGUCAAAAGAUAUGUAUCUAAUUUUUAUUUGAUGCCUGUGUAGUUGUGUUUUUUUGUCCAUGUGGGACGCAUACAUAUGGAAAGGAUUCUUUUCAUUAUAUUCACCCAAUAAAUGAAUCUAAAUUUU
Malus domestica (apple) is the source of this 2925-nucleotide messenger RNA. RefSeq names its product mitogen-activated protein kinase kinase kinase 5-like. Lineage: Eukaryota; Viridiplantae; Streptophyta; Magnoliopsida; Rosales; Rosaceae. Gene Ontology annotation, biological process: protein phosphorylation. Gene Ontology annotation, molecular function: protein kinase activity; ATP binding. The record is from RefSeq and is a predicted model, not a curated record.